GCAGGGCCGUCAGUGGUGGCCGGCCGGCCGCGCGGCGCGUGUGGGACCCUCGGCCGGUGCAGAGGGAGAGAGCGGCACGCAGCCGGGAGAUGACGGACACGGCGGGCGAGCCGGAGCAGUUCUGGGACGGCGCGGCGGCCGGCUUCAGCCCCGGCUACGGGGCGCAGAGCUGUCCGGAGCAGCCGGCGCCGCCGCCCACCUCCGAGCAACAACAGCAGCAGCCGGCAGCGGCGGCGGCCGGCGGCAAGGCGCGCGGCUCCAGCCGCCGGAACGCCUGGGGGCCGCACAGCUACGCCGACCUGAUCACGCAGGCGAUCCUCAGUACGCCGGAGCGCCGCCUCACGCUGGCCCAGGUCUACGAGUGGAUGGUGGCCAACAUCCCCUGGUUCAAGGAUAAGGGCGACAGCACCAGUUCGGCAGGAUGGAAGAACUCUGUGAGGCACAACCUGUCGCUGCACACGCGCUUCGUCAAGGUGCAGAACGAGGGCACCGGCAAGUCCUCCUGGUGGACCAUCAACCCAGACGCCAAGACGGGCAAGAGCUCGCGGCGCCGCUCGCCGCUGGACCCAUCGAAGGCGGGCGGCCGGAAGCGGGGCCGCGCCAAGAAGCGCUCCGACUCGGCCGGCGAGGGAGCCGACGGCGGCGCGGCGCUCGGAUCGCCGCCCGACGCCGCCUUCCUCGACCCGCAGACGAUGCUGUACAGGACGGCGGCCGGCUGCGAGCGGCUGUCACCGGGACCGCUCGGCUGGCCCGGUCCCACCUACCCCGGCCGACCGCCGUACACGCCCGACCAUGUCGGCUACCAGCCCGACAGAAACGGCUACCACCCGGACCGAAACGGCUACCACCCGGAUAGAAACGGUUUCCAUCCAGAAAGAAAUGGUUUCCAUCCAGACAGGAAUGGUUAUCAUCCCGACCGAAACGGUUUCCAUCCUGACCGAAACGGUUUCCAUUCCGACCGAAACGGCUACACUCCGCAGAACGGCGGCUACCUGCCGGAGCGUAACGGCUACCUGGCGGCCGAGUAUCAGCAGCAGCAGGAGCGCGCUGCCGAGUUCAGUCGCGUGGAGCCGGGCCGGCCGGCGGAGCAGGUGGCCGGUGCCGAGCAGGGCCUGCCGCCGCCCUACCACAACAUCGCCACCUCCGGCUACGGCCUCUACUGCGGCGGCGGUGCGGCCCCCUUCGCCGCCGACGUGCGCCGGCCGCCCGGUCUGAUGGUCGGCAAUGGCGGAAUGCCCGCGCAGGACGUCGAGCAGCACACCGGCUACAACGGCAUUCAGCAGGUGGCCUCGCCGCCGGUGGGCUCGUGUCCCAUGUCCCCGGGCGGCGCGGCGGCCGCCGGCGAGGGCCCGUACCCGGCGCCGGCGGCCGGCGGCCGGCCGCCCUACGUGCCCUCGCCGUCGGCGGCUCCGUACGGUGCCUUCGUGUCGGCGGCGCCCGAGCGGCGGCCGGCCAGCGCCGACUCGGAGCCCCAGGAGCAGACGCCCUCGCAGCUGAUGGGCAGCGUGAUGGGCGCCCUGCAGCCGGACCCGGCGCUCAGCGGUCUCGAGCUGGACGCCUUCCAGGGCGGCUUCGUCUGCGACGUGGACAACAUCAUCAACGAGGAGCUGAGCAGGGACGGCCAGCUGGACUUUGCCUUCAGCCAGGCAGCGGCGGCGGGCGGCCAGCAGCGGCUGGCGCCGGGCCGCGCCGGCAGCGAGACCCGCCUGCCGCCCUCCACAGGCCUCACACCGCGCUGGCACCAGCUCAACGCCUCCCUGUAGACCGCUGGGUGACGCCGGAUGCCGACCGGUGCGCGGCGUCGGGCGGAGGCGACGGAGGUCUCCCUCACUCGGUGGUAUGUACCCGGCCACUCGGAGGCCGAGCGGGGACUGGUGCAGCCAGGUAUAUGAGGCUACAGCUGCCAGGCGGAAGCGGAUCUCUGCGCAGAGGACCGACGGGGCAAGAGAUCAGCGGGCAGCGGGCACCAGGGUCCGCUGGCCCAACCCGAGGUACCGGCACUGUCGAGUUUCCCACAAACCACCGAGCGUUAGGUACAAAUCGGUUCCACGCCUUCACAGGCGCAGAAUAGUUCAGCGACGGCACUGCUUGAACGUGUUCGUGGCUAGUUCGCCGUCUGUAUUCUGACGGCGUUCAAGCCUGCUGGUUGGGAGCACGAGUUCGUUGGGCCGGGAGCUGCGGCUGCCGGUGUCUUGCCGUGCUCCUCACACAGGCCGGCCGGACAGGUGCGGGUUCUCGCGAGCUGUGAAUGGCGAGCCGGACCCUGCCGUCCGGCCGGUCUGUGUCCAUCGGCGUACUACCGAGCAUACCGCCGCACCUAACGUUAUAGGCGGCGUUAACCGUUAAGUGCCAGUGUGAUGAAGCCAGCUCUGGUGUAGCGAAUUGCCCUAGGUGUAACAUGGGGUGUCAAAUGACGCCACAGAAUCAGAGGGCGUCAGAUAUCGAGCAAAAUAUGCAACGUGUCACUAACGGUGACACCUAAAACCACCAGCGAGCGACGAAGUGUUCAAAUCGAAGUUAGCGAUGGAUGAAGCCUUUAAACUAUUCCAAAUUCAUUUUGUGAAUGUAAUGCUGCGUUAAUAGUUAAAUUUUAUCUAUAAGUAUUCAUCUUUCCGAUGAAGAACCGAUAACUGCCCGGAGAAACCAGUCUAUACGCGGCUGUUGUACAAUGUUACGCCGCAACGUUGAGCCACCUCAGUGGUAUGUUUUGACGGAAACUGUAUAGGACAAUUGCUGUGCCGUGUCAAACGACGAAAACGACAAAACACCGUUUUCGUUACAGUUUUAUGUUGAAAGUAAUGUUUCUAAGUAUUUGAUCAUAACCAGUGAUUCAUUUGCAUUUACCGAAGGACGGUGGCAUUUAGCACCUUUUGAGUUUGUCCUUUUCCAAAUCGGAUGGGUGUGCUGGAGCACCGUUUUGUAAUAUAGUGCGAGAAAGUUCAGUGGAUUGAUGUGUCCACUCCUGGCUACCCUGACCGCAGCGUAUUGUUGGGGAGAAUAGGGGCGGGGUGGGCUGGGGCAAGCCACCGGCCGGCCCAACAAGUGUGUGACCCAUGCAUUGUUGUGUAGUUACGUACUGGUGCAUUAAUCAAACUCGCUAUUUAGUGCAUGCUGUUGGCUGACGCGGUGCAAUUGUUGGUGUGACCUUUCUGUCUGUACAUUUCCUUCAAGUGCCCGUACAGUAAGGCCAUUUGGCUGAAUAGCCUGCGGCUGGUGUGGGGGUCAACGAAUCUUUCUAUCGAGUGUGCGCCGUUUCUGUUGCUGCUCCUCUGCGGACGAUGCGUUUGGUAUGCUGGCUCAGCCUGCGGUAGCGCUAGGGUCGCUGAGGGGACCCGUGUGCCACGCCGAGCCGUUCGGCGGGACGCGCCCCCUCCGCCGCCGUCAUCUGCUCUCGAUGUCUGUGUCGAUGUAUCAGAGCUUAGCUCAGAAACCUCUCCGCUGCCGCGCUCGUGAUAUACGGAAACCAAGAUAUGCACAUGUUUUUUCGAUCAUGUGUGCUUUUGCAACGGACCGGCCCACGCUAUGGGCCGCGGCGGGCCGCCACGGCGCUCGAGUCUGCACCAGCGCCACCUACCCUGACGGCCGCCGGUGUAGUGGUGAAGCUGUGUGCAGAGGGCGCUCGGAGCAGUGGUUCGCACCCAGUGUGUGGCGUGAGCCCUUCGUGCGUCAGUCGGUGUCAGCGCUUACAGUUUUGACGUUCGCCCUCAUGUCACUCUUUUACGCAUUUCACAAUGAGCUUAAACACGAUAUAAUGUGUGGGCUUGUCACUGCUUCCUUCCUUCAUCCACUCGUACAAUAGCGGAGAGCCGGGCAUCUUCGCCACAAAAUCAAACUGCCCGUACCGAGCGGUUAUAGUUAUCAGCUCCCAAAAUCGAUCAAUGUAAAAUCGACAAUCAGUGACCAUCCAUACUGUAUACUUCAAUCGAUCGUGUUUAGCAGUCGUUGAUCCACAUAGGUUUCUUUACGUCGACUGCUGAUACACACUGUCCUGGCAUAACAUUAAUUUAUUCACCAACUUCAUGUUUUCAAAGCAUACAAGAAGCUAUUUUGCUAAGCAAACCAUUUACAGUUUUAGGUCCAAUGGCCAGAAUCAAUCGCACUCAAAUAUUCCCUAUUUUGACAUCGCUGUUACCUGCGAGUGACGAUUUUUGUAUCACCAACGCAUCCAAUGCCUCUCGUAUCGCGUCAAACCGCCCUGCCCAGUCGGCUGAGCCCGUCGGGUCGUCAGUGGCCAGCUCCGCCCGUCUGCGCCGGGUCGCCGUGCGGUGGUGCCACCACUGGGGCCGGGCAAUGGCUCCGCUGACUGGUUUUGUGCAGCUGUUCACGUUUCGCUAUGCGGCUCUGUUUCACACGAGUGUGUGUGUGCGUGCGUGUGUGUGUUCCGUGUACGAUUUGGGAACGUGCUUUGUCAAAUAAAACCGCAGAGGAGACCCA
Amphibalanus amphitrite is the source of this 4434-nucleotide messenger RNA. RefSeq names its product forkhead box protein O6-like. Gene Ontology annotation, cellular component: nucleus. Bases 90 to 1763 code for a protein of 557 amino acids. The transcript has 4 exons. Gene Ontology annotation, molecular function: DNA-binding transcription factor activity, RNA polymerase II-specific; RNA polymerase II cis-regulatory region sequence-specific DNA binding. The record is from RefSeq and is a predicted model, not a curated record. Lineage: Eukaryota; Metazoa; Arthropoda; Thecostraca; Balanomorpha; Balanidae. Gene Ontology annotation, biological process: regulation of transcription by RNA polymerase II.